This is a messenger RNA of Colias croceus (clouded yellow), 3968 nucleotides long. It is a transcript of the gene IA-2, whose product is annotated as receptor-type tyrosine-protein phosphatase N2. Gene Ontology annotation, cellular component: secretory granule. Gene Ontology annotation, molecular function: protein tyrosine phosphatase activity. The coding region runs from base 384 to 3443 and encodes 1019 amino acids. Gene Ontology annotation, biological process: protein dephosphorylation. Lineage: Eukaryota; Metazoa; Arthropoda; Insecta; Lepidoptera; Pieridae. The record is from RefSeq and is a predicted model, not a curated record. The transcript is spliced from 23 exons.
GGUUCAAGUGUAUUUUGGUGUCGACCAAAUAUUAUUGCAUUCUAAAUUCGGUCGUUAUAUUUAUUGAGCUCAUUUCGCGUUACAGUGAAGUGCUUCGAGUGGAAGCUUCGAGGACCAAUUGCUAAUAUUGCGUUAUCUAAUGAUGAUUGAAGUAUAACAUCUAGUCGGAUCGAGUUAUGUAGGCGGCGAACGUAUUGUGUGAAUGGAUGGGCGCAAGAUCGAUAUAGCGGAGUGCGCAGGCUCGCUGGGCGAUACAGCUGGCCGCUUUGCAUCUCGCCGCGGACGACCCGCCUGAAGCCGUGUCUCAGUGUCCGCUGUGAAAGAUUUCAGUGUUUCCUGCAUAGCUAAUGCUACAGUAAUCAUUGCUGAUCUUGAACGAUGUAAUGUGCCGUAUGUAUCUUCGGCCAACACUAUGGGCGCUGGCGCUUCUGAGCACGCUGGCGCCCUCGAACGCUGAUGGGAACAUAGGGUGUUUGUUUAGUUCGACUUUGUGCGUAGAGGGCGCGGAAUGGUGCUACGAUGAUUUCGCCUUCGGGAAGUGCAUCCCUAUUUACGAAAGCGAUGUGGAGGAGGGGGCGCUCUACCAAUAUGACAUGAGCUCCACUCAGCUGCAAUGGUUCGAGGGGGAGCUGCAGCGUCUAGCCACCCAAGGGUACCGCUGGGAGCAUGCUUACACCCAGUGCGUAUUGCAGAGCAUGCUCUAUGCUUUGCGGCAACAACUUGACCCGACAAAUGUGAACUCAAAGUUAUGCGAUCAGUUCGCUGAUCCUAAACUAAGUUCUGCGCCAAUUAUGGAAGGUGACGAAAAUGUAGAAGUCGAACCGGACGAGACAGCUUACAUACGAUUUAUGCCAAAUUCGCAAUUAGUUGAUUCCGAUUAUGCAAAUGAAAUUUAUAAUCCUCCUUUGACGCCGGAUGAUGAGCCGGUCCCGUAUUUAAUAUCAGAAGCUUCUGACAAUGAUCCCUCUGAAAAUGACAUCCCGGGUGAUAAAGUAGGUAACAUUAUGAUGAUGAAUGAAGGUGAAGAAACUCCUGUUAUUCCUUUUGGAGGCUUUCGCGAGAGACUACGAGCUCAGAUGACACAAGGAAAUAGACCGGAUUCAGAACUUGAACAAUUUAUUGACAAAGAGAAAAAAUCUCUACAACAAAACAAACUUGAGCCGAAUCCAGAAACCAAUGAUUUUACUGAUGAACAACGACUGGGCGCCCAUUUUAGAAAAUAUAAAACAAAACCUCCGCCAUAUACAGCAGAGUAUUUGACGGGUAAUCGAUUUUCUCCUUUAGAUGCAGAAGUGAAAUCUAACGCUUUAGAAAAAUAUAGACAGAGUUUUGCAGCGAAAAACUUUCCCUUUGAAUAUGAGAAUCCCGGUGAUAUACCAGAAUCACGUAUUUACUUUGAUGAAGAUGGCAUGGAAGAUGAAUUAGUUGAACCUGGGAGUGGAGAAUUAGGCCCUUAUAAAUCUAAAGGAGGUAAAGCGAAAUAUGACAAAAACAUGGAAUACUUAAUGAAUUAUUGGAGCAAAAUGAUUGGAUCAAAACUUAGGCCUCAGGGUGCAGUUGUAGCUGAAGGUGGACCCUUAGGUCCAAAUGAGUUGCAAGGUGAAAAUUCAAAAUUUUACUUAUCCGAAGAUUUUCAAGACUUACUUGAUAGAGAAUUGGGCUUUAAACGUAGGGAAAGAGAUGAUGUUAAAAAGCCUGGGCCACGGCUGGACGCGCAAGCUUUAAAGAUUUUAUACCACAAUAAGAGUAUGUCUGUGACAGACCACGAAGCGUCAGUGGGAAAGCCGAGUGACAUCAAUAAUAAUGAAUAUCAAUAUGACCCGUCUUAUGCCUUUGUUAAAUUUCAAAAUAGAUUCCUUACAAACUGGGAAAAAGGCAUCUCUUUUAUUGCAAGACUAGAAGAAAUGCUCGGUUUAGAGAAAGAUACUUUUACGAAUCCACGAGUUGACCCUACAGAGGUCACUUUUAAAGUUGAAAAUAAUAACCGAGGAUGGAAUGCGGAGGAAGUAGCCAGGCAGAUUGGUAACAUGAAAGAUAAAGUUGCCAAAGAAACAGGAGCACAAAUUAUUGCCAGUGGUAUUGGUGAUAGGACUCAAUACCAUGUAAUGCGUCAAGACGCAGUGCGAGAACCUCAAUAUUUCGGCCUAGAAUUGCCAGUUCUUCUUGCUCUGGUUGGAAGUUUGGCUGUUCUUAUUGUUGGAGUGGUUAUUUUCGCGAUUCUGCUAAAACGGGACAUGAGCUCAAAGAGGAAGAUGCAAGGACUGUCUUCGGCUGCCGAGAUCGACGCUGAAGCUACGAGAGACUAUCAGGUAGAAUUAUGUCGUGCCCGUAUGUCUGGCAAGAUGACUGGCAAGCAGGCUCCCGCUCCGCACCCCGCGGAGGCUCCGCAGCGCAUCACGUCGCUGUCCCGGGAACCUGAGGGCAACUCGCCUUCCACACGCUCUAGCACUUCAUCUUGGAGCGAGGAACCAGCACUUACCAACAUGGACAUAUCUACUGGCCACAUGGUUUUGGCUUAUAUGGAAGAUCACUUGCGAAACAAGGACCGUUUGGAACAAGAGUGGAAAGCUCUUUGCGCUUACGAGGCUGAACCGAAUACGACCACUGCGGCUUAUAAGGCAGAUAAUACUGGCAAGAAUAGAUACUCCCAUUGCCUUCCGUACGAUCAUGCUAGAGUGACUUUGAACCCUCUGUCGAACCACCUUGGAUCUGACUACAUCAAUGCUUCUACUAUCACUGAUCACGACCCUCGCAACCCAGCCUACAUCGCCGCGUCUGGCCCAAUGCCGCACACUUCAUCUGACUUCUGGCAAAUGGUCUGGGAACAGGGGAGCGUUGUCAUGGUGAUGCUGACCCGGCUUACGGAGAACGGACAACAGCUGUGCCACCGUUACUGGCCUGAGGAAGGAUCUGAACUUUACCAUAUUUAUGAGGUGCAUCUCGUGAGUGAACACAUCUGGUGCGACGACUACCUGGUCCGCAGCUUCUACCUGAAGAACCAACGCACAAGCGAAACUCGUACGGUCACCCAGUUCCACUUCCUGUCUUGGCCUGAGAACGGAGUGCCUUCAUCCACAAAGGCUUUGCUAGAAUUCAGGAGGAAGGUGAACAAGUCAUACAGAGGACGAUCUUGCCCCAUCGUGGUACACUGCAGUGACGGAGCUGGCCGCACCGGAACAUACUGUCUCAUCGACAUGGUCCUGAAUAGAAUGGCGAAAGGCGCUAAGGAGAUCGAUAUAGCGGCAACCCUGGAACAUAUUCGCGACCAACGACCUCGUAUGGUCGCUACUAAGCAGCAGUUCGAGUUCGUGCUCAUGGCAGUUGCUGAAGAGGUACACGCAAUUCUCAAGGCUCUACCGGCGCACUUGCAACAACUUCAAGAGAAAAAAGAAAAGGAAAAGGAGAAAGACAAAGAUGGCUCUGAAAAGGAAAAACACAAUUAAAAAUAACGCACCGAUUUCUUUAUAUUUGCAUUUAAUAUAGUAUUUACGUUAAAUGUUGUUAAAGGUUGGGAAUUUCGCCGAAUGAACAUUUUCGACUAUUAUACCUACUUAUUAAGGCACUAAUAACUUUAUUAUUAUUUUUAUUAAAGGCAUGGCAAGACUGAGGAUAGUUAUAGCGCAAGUGUUGCCGAUACCCAAAAUGAAACCAAAACAUUGUCUAUGGAAUUUUAUUUUUAAUUUUGCGAGAUUCUCAACUCUUUUCUAAUAUGUUUAAAUGUUUUCGGAAAUACGUAAAUUAAGUAAUAUUUUAUUAAAAGCUACGUUAUUAGCUUUUAUCCAUUUGUAAUAUUUAUGUGCUUAUUUCUCGAAGUUGACACUGUUAUCUAUGUAAGCCUUUAAAUCGAUAGUCUAUUUUACGUGGUCAAUUGUUGGGCUGUCUACAAUUUCAAUCUAUCUUUUUUUUUAUUAUAUGUUCUAUACUGACCAAGCCUUUAUAUGCUACAAAAGUUUAUUUUUAAACCUUCA